CCAUUGCUGAUCAUAAUCUCACUUUCUCUCGCAGCAUGGUUGAACGUCUCGACGCUCCCCAGCCCACCUACCCGUUGCCGCCGUUAAGCGACAUACCGGAUGGCGAAGAGGACAAGCCAGCAGAUACCCGGAUACUGACUACGAAACUCGGCGCUUUCGACUGGCCCGGGGUCGUUCUCGGUGCUGCAGCGUUCUCGGGAUUCUACAGCACCAAUGAACAGAUGAGCAGCGUCACGCCGCUCCGCACGACGAGGCUUGCAUUGCGGUACGGCAUACGGGCGUUCGACACGUCGCCCUACUACGGACCAUCAGAGAUCAUCCUCGGCACCGCACUGAACGCGCUCAAGGACGAAUUCCCUCGUUCCUCGUACAUCAUCGCCACCAAAUGCGGUCGCUUUGGCUCGACUCGCAAUGACUUCGACUACACACCCGCGGGCGUCCGCGCCAGCGUCAAGCGAAGCCUGGCACGGCUGCACACCGACUACCUCGAUGUCGUGUAUGUGCACGAUGUCGAGUUCAUCGCCACGCCAGUGAGCCUGCGGACGCGAGGGUGCCACCUGGGCGCCCUGGGCGCGGAGAAAGAGGUGUAUGGCCUGCUCGAGGGACAAGAGGCGACUGUCCACGGCCCGGGUGAUCAAGAAUUGCUCGCAGCCAUUUCUGAGCUGCAGAAGCUGAAGGAGGAAGGCGUCGUCAAGAACAUCGGCAUAUCAGGGUACUCCCUGCCGACUCUUCUCCGCCUCGCGCUCCUCGUUCUUCACACCUCACCACUCCGACCUCUGGAUGCGAUCCUCUCCUACAGCCACCUGAACUUGCAGAACCGAUCCCUCGAGCAGUUCGCGCCCGUCUUUUACGAGCGGGCCAAGAUCAAGCAUGUGAGCAACGCCUCGCCGUUUAGCAUGGGCCUCAUCCUCCCGAGCCCGCCGCCGUGGCACCCGGCGUCGCAGGAGGUGAAGGACGCCGUCGCCAUCGCUGUCCAGAAGAGCUCGGCCUGGGAGGGCUACGGAGGAAUAGCCGAUCUCGCGCUCGGAUACGCAUACAGACGAGGUAUCGCGUCGAACAUGCCCACUGUCACUGGGCUCAAAAACUUGGAGGAAGUUCAUGAAACUAUGAAGAUUUGGUACGACGUUCUGGAUGACAGCUCAAAGCGAAGACAGGAGAGAGUUGCACAUGAAGAAGAACUGCUCGAAGUGUUUAGGGAGCACAAUCUACUGGAUGUUUCUUGGGAGACUCCCGCGUUUAAGAGCUGAGAAUGCCGUUGUUCCAUUAGAUAUGCUACAAACAAGAAUGUAUAUGGAUGCAAUUUUUUGUGUCUCUUGUCAACCUCGUACAAUCAUGCCUGUUACCCACUUCAUCGUGUCUUGAUAACUCCAGCAUUGACAAGUUUCAUAAUCUUUUCGCGUACACCAGGAUUCUUCAUGUGGUCCUGAAGGGCGCCGGGGUUUCCCUGUGCCUGCUGCAGGAUCUGCUGCAUGACCGGAUCUGUCAUGAUUUGC
This is a messenger RNA of Coniophora puteana RWD-64-598 SS2, 1493 nucleotides long. Its product is annotated as Aldo keto reductase. Gene Ontology annotation, molecular function: D-arabinose 1-dehydrogenase [NAD(P)+] activity. Gene Ontology annotation, cellular component: cytosol. The transcript has 5 exons. Gene Ontology annotation, biological process: dehydro-D-arabinono-1,4-lactone biosynthetic process. Bases 36 to 1247 code for a protein of 403 amino acids. The record is from RefSeq and is a predicted model, not a curated record. Lineage: Eukaryota; Fungi; Basidiomycota; Agaricomycetes; Boletales; Coniophoraceae.